AUCUUUUUGAGUAAUCGAAAGUUAAAAACUCUUCUGCUAUCAAACAACAGAUUAACACGUCUCGAGCAAAAUACUUUUAAACCGCUCUAUUCUUCUCUGUUAUUCAUCGACCUUUCAAUGAACACUAUCGAUUGCAACUGUGAUCUAAGCUGGUUUCCUACCUGGCUAAGCGGACCACUUAGCCUCAUUGAGGGCGAUGACGACGACGACAAAGCCAUAUGUUCAUCGGAUUCUUUAGAGCCUUUUCGGGACGAGUAUCUAAUUGAUUUCGAUCCUAAAAAGUUCUGUAGCAUCAACAUCGCCCUCGUAUGUUUGCCUACCCUCGCCAUCAUUUGUCUGAUUUUCAUCGUCGCACUCGUAUACCACUACCGGUGGCCGCUGAGGUACAGACUGUUUCUAGUCAAACUGGCAGUUCUUGGCUACAAGGAGAUGCGAGACGCUAGGGAUCAUAAUGAUUAUGGGUUUGACUUGAAUGUCAUAUUUUACGAUGAUGACGAAGAGUGGAUUCGCGAACACCUCCGACCGGCUCUCGCAGAACGGCUUCCGCAUUUUCAGAGGAAUGUCUUUGGCGAUGCGGACCUCGUCCCGGGAAUGCAUUACUUAGAGUCUGUUGACUACGUGGUGAGUCAUAGUUACAAGACCAUCGUAGUGCUCAGCAGUGCUGCUGUGCUUGAUCACUGGUUCAUACUCAAGUUCCGUACAGCCAUGGACCACGUGAGUGACACUCUGACUGAAUUCGUUGUCGUGGUCUUUCUCGAAGACAUCCCAGAUGAUGAAAUGCCAUUCUUGGCGAGGUUGUACCUCAGUGAUGGCAGACCAUAUAUUCAUUGGGCUGAGGGCUUAAGAGGACAGGAGCAUUUCUUCGAUAAAUUGACAACAAAUCUUACCAUCAAUCUCCGGACCAACGACAGGAUCCCCAACGAGUAAUUAGAAUGUGACACAUGUUUCAAUUUAGGGAUGUUUUGCGUGUAUAGUGCACUCUCUUUUGACUGUUAUAUA
Strongylocentrotus purpuratus (purple sea urchin) is the source of this 999-nucleotide messenger RNA. Its product is annotated as toll-like receptor 4. The record is from RefSeq and is a predicted model, not a curated record. The transcript has a single exon. The coding region runs from base 118 to 927 and encodes 269 amino acids. NCBI's taxonomy places the organism in Eukaryota, Metazoa, Echinodermata, Echinoidea, Camarodonta, Strongylocentrotidae. Gene Ontology annotation, biological process: signal transduction.